UCUACUGCAAAGAGGGAACCUGCGUUGAACAAGCCCAAAUGGGAGAAUUAUACUGUGCAGUGCAUACAUGCACAACCAAUGGCUGUAUGGAGCCAAGGGAUGGGAAUAGCCAUCUGUGCAAAAACUGCUAUCAGAAAGGGAUCUUUUUGUGAACAGUGUGGGACAGAUAAGGACGUGGGUGACAAAUAUUGUCGGGGGUGUAAAUGUCAAAUAGAUUCAUGCGAAAACAAAAGAGAAGAUUAUAAAACCUUUUGUAAGGAAUGUCAAGAGGACUCAAGAAGGUGUAUAACGGAAGACUGCCCUAGGGCAAAGCUAAGUGGAGGAAGCUAUUGUGAAAAUUGUAGAAGAAGGGAUUUGAGAAGAUGCCCAGCCCCUUUCUGUACAGAAUGGAAUCACAUAAAUAACACUCAGUGCCAACACUGUGGAGCCAAAAUAAGACAAUGUGAAGAACAGGGAUGUGAAAACCUUGUGCUGGAGGACGCGAUGUACUGUUGGCCCUGUGAAAAGAAUCUACCAGAGUGCAUAAGGGAAGGAUGCCGAAACUCAGUGCAGCAUAGGUCAAAUCGGUACUGUGAUGUUUGCUUUAAUAACAUGAGCCCACCAAACACACCAUCACCAACAGUUUCUCGAACAGUCAGAAUGGGGCAAGGAGCGGGACCUCAACCAAACUUAGCAGGAACUAGUAUCCAGGGAAUAGGAAGAACUGCCACACCACCACCAAGACAACCGCCUAAUUGGCAAACAACAGUCACACAACCACCAGGGGGCCAGCAGGGUGUAGUUGAUCCAUUCAUCACGGUUAUUAGGUCAUCUUCCCCACCAAUUCUACCAAUUACACAACCAAUUGCAAUACCAGUACCCACUACACAACCACAACCACCACCACCACAGCCAAUAGCUCCACAACCAAUGCCGCCACUAGUACCAUUUCCACAGCAACCACCAGUGACUACCCAACAGCAGCAGUUGCCAUUACCAAUACCACCAGUUACAGUGGCAAGCACUCAACCAACACAACCACCACCAGGGCAACCACCAGUGGGAGGAACUCUUCAACACAUCAACACAUUGGUAGCUACCCAAGUAACACAACUAGGACAGAAUGUGAAUGCACUAGCCAUGGAAAUCAGAGAAGGAAAAGUAAUGAGCAACCAGGGGAAUGUUUCCACUGUAAUAAAACAGGACAUUGGGCAAGGAACUGCCCAGAAAGAAACAAACGAGCAAAAUGUUACAAUUGUGGAAAAGAAGGCCACAUAUCAAGUCAAU
This is a messenger RNA of Entrophospora sp. SA101, 1266 nucleotides long. The record is from the annotation of a GenBank genome assembly. NCBI's taxonomy places the organism in Eukaryota, Fungi, Glomeromycota, Glomeromycetes, Entrophosporales, Entrophosporaceae.